This is a messenger RNA of Lathyrus sativus (Indian pea), 1110 nucleotides long. The record is from the annotation of a GenBank genome assembly. NCBI's taxonomy places the organism in Eukaryota, Viridiplantae, Streptophyta, Magnoliopsida, Fabales, Fabaceae.
AUGAAAAACCAUUCCCGCUUAUUCAUCCUCCUCAUCCUACCGUUAAUCCUCCUUCUCUCCGCCACAAAAGCCCAAGCCCAAGCCCGAAACCAAACCAACGACUUCACAGAUCCAAAUUUCAAACAAUUCAGCCCUUCCUUUGCUAUAAUCAUAGUCAUCUUAAUCGCUGCUCUUUUCCUCAUGGGCUUUUUCUCCAUCUACAUCCGUCGCUGCUCCGACUCACCUUCUUCCAACGGCGGUCUCCCCAUCAUCAACGGUCGUCUAGGUAUCACAACUCGUGGACUCGAUUCAUCAGUAAUCGAGACUUUCCCGAUUCUCGAAUACUCCGAAGUCAAGAUCCAUAAGAUCGGAAAAGAGGUGCUCGAGUGCGCUGUUUGUUUAUGCGAGUUCGAAGAUACCGAAACGCUGCGUCUGAUUCCCAAGUGUGAUCACGUUUUUCACCCGGAGUGUAUCGACGAGUGGUUAUCUUCGCAUACCACAUGUCCCGUUUGUCGCGCGAAUCUCGUUCCGGAACCUGUUGACUCAGUUCACGGUAAUCCCGAGUCAAACAACGAGUCACAACAUCAAGAUAUUGAAGCUCAAAACGACGAAGUUCAAGCACCAGUAGAGGAACGAAACGCGGAAGCUGAUCCAGUUUUGGUUCCUCCGGAGGUGAUUUCGUUGGAGAAAACGCUGAAUAGGAAUCGAACGCGUGGAUCUCAGUCGAACCGGGCGCGUCGUUUUCCGAAGUCGCACUCGACCGGUCAUUCGUUGGUUCAACCGGGUGAGAACACGGACCGGUUCACCUUGAAACUGCCUUUUGCGGUGAGGAAACAGUUAAUGAACCGGCAGUUACAACGGACGAGUAGUUUGAUUACGUUACCACGAGAAAGUAGCUCGAGGCAUGGUUACCGAACCGGUGAAGGAAGUAGUAAAGGAAAGAGUUCGAGCUGGGUGGACCGGAGUUUUAAAUCAGACCGGUGGGUUUUUACUAGAGCACCGUCGUUUUUGGCUAGGGCAUUGUCGUUUAGGUCACCAAAGCCAAAGGUCAAUAAUAGCGACGAUGAAGGAACUUCUUCUGCUACUGCUCCUAUCAUGCCGUCAUCUGCCGUUGAUUCUGCCCGCCGUUAA